This is a messenger RNA of Botrytis fragariae, 288 nucleotides long. RefSeq lists its product as uncharacterized. Lineage: Eukaryota; Fungi; Ascomycota; Leotiomycetes; Helotiales; Sclerotiniaceae. The coding region runs from base 1 to 180 and encodes 59 amino acids. The transcript has 3 exons. The record is from RefSeq and is a predicted model, not a curated record.
AUGCGCGCCACUCUUUACCAACUCGUCGUCUUAAGCUUUGGAUUUAUGGCCAUUGCUGCCCCUCUCAGCCAUCCUGACUCCCCUACGAUCAGAUCAACAGAUGGUGAUGAAUUUGUGAGAUGGCCUGACAACGCUAUUGAUACGAACGGGCUUUCUGUUGCCGCCUACCAAGGGGACUGAAGACGGCAGGAGUUGUCUGACAGGUCGGAGGCUGUUUGCGGAGUUGAGCGAUAAGGAAGUGGAUUGUAGAGUGGCUUGUAGAGGCUGUGUUGUUAUAAUUGCUUUUUC